Molecule: messenger RNA, 2878 nt
Organism: Calliphora vicina (urban bluebottle blowfly)
Lineage: Eukaryota; Metazoa; Arthropoda; Insecta; Diptera; Calliphoridae
Gene: danr
Product: distal antenna-related
Exons: 2
Coding region: 383-1777 (464 amino acids)
Molecular function (GO): DNA binding
Source: RefSeq, a predicted model, not a curated record
CUACAAUUGGCAUGAAAGCAGCGUAGUUCGCGUAAUCAAAAUCAUAUCCUUUUGUUAAUCCAAGGAGUGCACAACAAGAGGACAACAUUUGAAACAGUCUCGCGCUAAUAUUCAUCGAGAAACAUUCGCGACUACUGUAUACGGAUAACACUUUGCAUUCGUCAAAGCUUGCUCAACGUGACAUCGUGAACUAUAGAAAAAAAAAUAUUUGAAAUUAAAAUCGUGAAAGUCAAUUUCGUUGCGUUAAAAAAUUAAAAAAUAAAUUUCUUAAAAAACGAACAUAUUUAAUUGUUGUCCACGAAAAACGAUAAAAAUAUAAUUUUCUGUCUAACCCAGCAAUAUUUAUUAUAAAGAGUGAACUGACAUUUGAACUAAUAGAAAAAUGGAUAUUUCCGCAUACCAGCACAUGAACAUACGCAUGAGUACUCGGGGAAAGCGCCCGCUUCGUAAUUUGACGCCAUCCGAUAAAGUAAGGGCUAUACAACGUAUACACAAUGGUGAAACUAAGGCAUCCGUAUCACGAGAUAUUGGAGUCCCAGAGUCCACUCUCCGAGGUUGGUGUAAAAAUGAGCAGAAAUUACGUUUUAUGUGUCGUCAGUUAGGAGGGGCUGCAGACCAAAUGUCACCGAUGGCUGGCAUAGAAAAUCCCCCCGAGAAACGUCCCCGUUUCGAAAAUCACAUUCAGACCCCAAAAUAUCCGGCUUCCUCCAGCUUCGAUGAAUUUGGAUACAGCCGUUUGCCGUUAAAUGGUCUCAGCUUUCCGUCAAAUGGCAGCAAUGCAAUUUUAGAGAAAAUAGCUUUAAACGAGAUUAUGAAGAAACACAUUAUGCCAGCAGAUAGUGCCAAUAAACAACCAGUUGAUAAUAUUUCCAAUCAAAUGUCCGGCAUGAUGGGAGGCCCAAUUCAGUUGGGAGGAGACUAUAAUGCGCAACUAUCCAUGAUGCAGAAUUUGAAUUUAUUAUCCCUGUUAAGUCCAAGUUUGACAGCAUUGCCAAACCUCAACCCAAAUGGUAAUGGCUCUAUAGAUGCUAUCAAGAAUAAAAUACCGCUGCGCUUAACAGACGAAACUAAAGAUAUUACCAAAAACAACUCUAAUAUUACCAGCAAUAGCAACAACAACAACAACGAUAACAAUAGUAUAAACAAUACAGUUUCGUUGUCGGUGAAGAAUUGGGCCAAAGAUCCUGCAGAUAAAAAUUUGUUGAAUUUGACAAAUCAGGGCAUCAUAAACACUUCAACCACCACCACUACUAAUAAUACCAUUGCAAUUAAUCGCAACAUUCAUGAUUCGAAUAAUAACAAUGUAAAGGACAAAAACUCUUCGAACGUUCCGAAUUUUCCACCACCUUUGCCACUAGGUCUACUACAAAUUCCCAAUAUCAACAACAUAUCCGAUUCGGAAAAUGGCAAUAACACUGCCUUACUAGAAUGGUGCAAAGUCUUCAAUGCCAGCCUUAACUUUUUGGCUUUAGCUGCAGCCGCCGCCGCUCUCCAACCUAAUGGAACUCUGAAUGCUGCUGGCAUCAUUAAAAAGGAGGACAAUAUUCUCUACAAGGAACUCACCAAGACUGCAAACAAUUUCGAUUCAGUAAAUAAUCCUACUUCAUUCAUUGGCAGUGAUGUCUCCAAUGACAGCUACUUUGAUAGUGAACCAGAGGAUUUAUCAGUACGAUCAACUGCCACAUCCAAACUGUCCAGUCCAGCCAAUAGUCGAUCCCAAAGUCCUGUCAAAAGCAAUGGUUCCAGCUCACCCUUGCACAGUGAUGGUGAACACUAAGUUGUCGAUGUGAAUGCUUGUGUGUGAUUUUGAACAUGCAUAUGUGCUGUAACCGCUAGUUUAAUCGAUUAUUAUCGUCCUUUUUUUAAUUCUUUUGUACAUAAAUACAUUUUAAUUUCUCUUCAAUUUCAUUAAUAACAAAUAUUCCUACCCAAUUCAUACAUACAUACACACAUAUACAAUAACUAACGCGUAAAACAAUAAUUAAAACGUAAUUCAUAAUUUCCACAUUGCAAUCUACUAAAACCAAAAACAAUUAUCAAACAACCCAUUCAACAUACAAAUAUCAAAUACACAUACAUAUGUACAUCCUUACACACAUAGAGUAUAUAUGUAUGUAUGUACAUAAACACAUACAUACAUACAGUGAGCCUCAAAAGUGAGUAAACAGCAGCGAAUUUUUUGAUUUUUUAAGAUCAUGAAAAUCAUUAUAGUCCGACUUAAAUCUAUAUUUUUCACAACCAAAGAUAUUAUUCAAGCCAAUCUCUAUCAAACCGAAACUUUAAAAUUUUAAUCAUGGAUAAAUUUUAGAAUUUUCAUUAUCUUAAAAAAUAUCCAAUAAUUUUUGGUGUAUACUCACUUUUGCGGCUCACUGUAUGUAUACGGAUGAAUUUGCAACAUUCAUUCAUCUAUUCAUACUAUGUGUAGACAGACAGACGAACGGACGGACGGAAACACCACCAUCCAAACUUCCAAAUAAACAAACACACUAACAUCCAUGCAUAAAUAAAUUAAUAAAUAAAUAAUUAAUUAAAUAGAUUUAAAUACGGAAAUAUGUGACCAUGUCAUUAACUAGUAACUAGUAUAAAUUUAGAUAUUUUUUGUCGUUCUAGUGUAAAUUAAAUUUAGAUUGUAAUUAACUAAACCUUACAUACAAAAUUAACUAAAAUGUUGUACAUCAAUUAAAAUUCACUUCCAUUUACAUUUCGAAAAUUGUUCUUUUAUUUUAAUUUCGCAUUCACUCGUAUUUGUAUUUGAAAUAGUUGUAUUUGUUUACAAAACAUAUCAUUUUCACAAGUUUUCGAAGUGAAUCCUAUUAUAUAUGUAUGUAUAUGAAUGUGAAUGUGAAGACGUAAAAUAACCGUAUGUUUUAAUAAACGA